AUGGCUGACGAGCACGAGACCUUCGAGUCCGCCGAUGCCGGCGCCUCGGCCACCUACCCCAUGCAGUGCUCUGCCCUGCGCAAGAACGGUCACGUUGUCAUCAAGGGCCGCCCCUGCAAGAUCGUUGAGAUGUCCACCUCCAAGACUGGCAAGCACGGUCACGCCAAGGUCCACAUCGUUGCCAUCGAUAUCUUCACCCAGAAGAAGCUUGAGGAUCUGUCCCCCUCCACCCACAACAUGGAUGUCCCCAACGUCUACCGCAAGGAAUACCAGCUCCUUGACGUUACUGACGACGACUUCCUUUCCCUGAUGGACGAGGCCGGUAACACCAAGGACGACGUCAAGGUUCCCGAGGGUGAGGUUGGCGACCGUAUCCGCCGCAUGUUCCACGAGGAGGAGAAGGACUGCAACGUCACCAUCCUGUCCUCCAUGGGCGAGCAGGUCUGCAUGGAUGUCAAGGAGGCUCCCAAGGGCAACUAA
This is a messenger RNA of Aspergillus luchuensis, 480 nucleotides long. It is a transcript of the gene TIF51, whose product is annotated as Eukaryotic translation initiation factor eIF-5A. Gene Ontology annotation, biological process: positive regulation of translational termination; positive regulation of translational elongation. Bases 1 to 480 code for a protein of 159 amino acids. The record is from RefSeq and is a predicted model, not a curated record. The transcript has 4 exons. NCBI's taxonomy places the organism in Eukaryota, Fungi, Ascomycota, Eurotiomycetes, Eurotiales, Aspergillaceae. Gene Ontology annotation, molecular function: ribosome binding; translation elongation factor activity; RNA binding.